AUGUCCAAGGGUUUAAUCUCUCUGUUCCAAUUCCCAACGCAUGUGGCGCCUGGGGAAGCCGAAGCGGAGUGUGCGAUGCUUCAGCGGGAAGGCGUCGUGGACGCAGUCAUGACACAGGACGUUGAUGCUCUCAUGUUUGGUUCUGGCCUCACGCUAAGGGAUUGGUCGAAGGAGGCAAAUGGAAAGAAAGGGAACAAGACGCCCACACACGUGAGUGUUUUGGAUUUACCACGGGUCAAGAACAUGUGCGGGCUCGAUCCCGAGGGAAUGAUCCUGGUCGCGCUUUUGAGUGGUGGUGAUUAUGACGAGGAUGGUGUCGCCGGAAUUGGAUGUAAAUUGGCAUGCGAGAUCGCGAGGGCGGGCUUCGGGAGCGAUCUUGUGGAACUGGUGAGAAAUGGAGAUGAAGACGGGAUCACGGAGUGGAGGGAACGGUUGCAAUUCGAGCUGGAGACCAACGAGAGCGGCUACUUCAAAAUGAAGAGGAAGUCGGUUCGGAUCCCUGACAGCUUCCCGAACCGAAAAAUACUAGGAUAUUACAUGAACCCGGCGGUGACACCAGUGAGCGAAAUGGAGAGGUUGGAAAGGAAAUGGGCCAAGACUUGGGACGAAGAAAUCGAUGUCCAAGCCCUACGCGACUAUGCGGCUGAUAUGUUCGAAUGGCUGUACAAGCCAGGUGCAUGGAAGUUUGUGCGAGUCAUGGCACCGGCUCUGCUCGCGGAUGGGCUACGACGGGACAGGGCAACAUCGCAUCUGACCUCCGUCGACCAAAUCACUGAACAAAGACAGCAUUUUGUGAGUGAUGGAAUUCCAGAACUCAGAGUCACAGUAGUUCCAGCCAAAGUCGUCGGACUGAAUCUCGACGCGGAAGAGGACAGCCCAACGUACCUGCAACUUCUUGCCGAGGAGGAGAAUGAAGGGGCUGAAGGAGAGACGGAACACGCAGAGAUCGAUGAAAAUGCUCCUCUGAGCCCAUCCAAGAAGCGCAAAUCUCCUGCCUGGCUACCUGAUGCGCCAGAGAAAAUGUGGAUUGCCCAGACAAUUGUCGAGAUCGGGGCUCGAGAGCACGUCGAGCAAUGGAAACGGAUCCAGUUCGAGAACGCUAAUGAUCCCAAGAAGCUUGCGACACGGAAAUGUCCCAAGAAGAAAGAAUCGAAAAAGCCGAAAGUGAUUGGAGGUAUGCAACCGGGGGCUCUUUUGAGCUACGUCGUCCCUGCAGACCAGUCGACGGAGCUUGAGGUGUCCAUUGCCGUGCCCAUCAAAUCGCCCCGUCGUCGCGCAGGGGCCAAUAUCAGUGCACCUCGAAGAUCCAAACCCAAGUCGAGCAAGCUAGAAGAAGGGUACCCCCCAACGAUGCUGGGUUUCUUCAAGUCCACCAAGGGUAGUCAACCUUCGCACAGCACAAUGCCAGCACGCGACGCUGCAUCAUAUGACCUUGUUAAACCUGGUGCCGGCAAUGACGAUGAUCCAUUAACGCUCAGCAACGAGUCCCGGGGCGAUAAACACCCAAGGCCCUCGACUUCAAGCCCGCCGGAAACAGGACAGCGGAUUGGGCUUCAUUGGAUCAAAGCCGAAAACUUUGGCAAUUGGGACACAGGGAGAGAAGCUAUCCGGCAGCCCAAUGAAAGAAACGACGCCAACCAUCUCUUCGCCAAACCAGGGAGAUUUUAG
Molecule: messenger RNA, 1668 nt
Organism: Fonsecaea erecta
Lineage: Eukaryota; Fungi; Ascomycota; Eurotiomycetes; Chaetothyriales; Herpotrichiellaceae
Exons: 2
Coding region: 1-1668 (555 amino acids)
Molecular function (GO): 5'-flap endonuclease activity
Source: RefSeq, a predicted model, not a curated record